AUGGUUGCUCUAGUAGCGGCUCUCGUGCUCAGACUCGCCCUGCGCCGACUCUUUUCGUUAGGCGUCAAGCAUCAAGUGACGGUGAUGAUUGUUGAAGGCCUGGGAGUGCAGAUAGAGGUAGCACAGCUAACCGCCACCCAGCAAAAAGCAUUUAAAGCACCCAACUCGUCCAGUCACAGCAUCAGCAGCGGCAGCAGCAGUGGAACAGCGGAUAGUCAACCACGGGUGGUGCAUCGGCAGCUGGUGCCGCUAGACACCAUAGCUGCGGCGGUGAUCACUGAGAUCGUCACUCCCACCAGCUGCCACUUCGCCCUCGUGCUGCUGCUUGCUGACUCUGACCAGCCUCUGCCUGUCUUCCGGUGCUAA
This is a messenger RNA of Closterium sp. NIES-65, 366 nucleotides long. NCBI's taxonomy places the organism in Eukaryota, Viridiplantae, Streptophyta, Zygnematophyceae, Desmidiales, Closteriaceae. The record is from the annotation of a GenBank genome assembly.